AUGGAUCGGUCUGACCCGAACCGCUUCCGUAACCGUAAACCGGCCUCCUCAACGGAACGCUUCCUUGGCGUCCCAUCCAACGCGCCGCCUCUUGAAAACCCUAGCUCCUCCUCCGCCACCGACGAGCUCACCGAGGACGACGUCGUUUUCUUUGGCGACGACAACGCCGACAACAAUCACCUCCCUUCCACUGCCUCCUCUUCCAACUCAUCCACCCCUAACCACCACCACCUCCACCAUAACAACAACCACAAGGGCUUCGGAUUCGGCUCCUCUGACACCUUCGGCAUCCUUGCCGCUCUGCCGGAAAACGACGCCUCACCUACUGCUCCAAACGGCACGCACUUCUUCCACAAGGCCUCCUCGGUUUCGCUGUCCUCGUCUUCUUCUUCUUCUUCGUCGCGUAUGAUUCCCGCCAUACCGAAGCCUCCGUCAGCGCACCACGACCGGAUGCCGCAGUCUUCGGUCAUGUACCACCAGUCGGCGCCGGUGAACGUUCCUAUUUUGUCUCAGGCGAUGAUGAGGAGGCACCGCCAGUUUGAUGACGACGAUGACGACGAUGUGGACGAUGUGACGGCGGAGGACGACGAUGUGAUGCUUCCGCCGCACGAGAUUGUGGCGAGGAACUCGGCGCAGUCGCCGAUGCUGGCGUGCUCGGUCCUGGAAGGGGUGGGGCGGACCCUGAAAGGGAGAGACUUACGGCAGGUUCGGAAUGCGGUUUGGCGGCAAACAGGUUUCCUUGAUUGA
Molecule: messenger RNA, 747 nt
Organism: Arachis duranensis
Lineage: Eukaryota; Viridiplantae; Streptophyta; Magnoliopsida; Fabales; Fabaceae
Exons: 1
Coding region: 1-747 (248 amino acids)
Source: RefSeq, a predicted model, not a curated record